CCUAGCUAGCCUGUGACAGUUUCGGGUCAGCAUCAGGGACAUUCUCAAAAUUGUAAACGCAUUGCAAAAUAGGUUUUGACAGCUGUUUACUAUUGAUAUAUUGCUUGUGAUGAUACACCACUGUUAAAAAGUACUAAUUUAUACAAUUUCAAUCGUUUUGCAUACUAAUUUGUGCCAUAAUGAGUUUAAAUGUAUGGAAUGCAGUGGUUAUUUUAAAUGCAUACUGUAAUCUCAUAUUAGACUAACAAGUGCAAAUAGUAUCUAGUUUCCUAUUUUCGUUGUUUAAACAUUUUUAAAAAUAUGCAUCAUUUUGGUAGAAUCAUGGGUCCCAAGAGGAAGUUGACGUUUGCACAUAGACUCAGUCCAGAAGUAAAGCAAACAAAGGUCAUCUCCCAGAAAUGCAAAAGGGGAAAGAGAAUGUCUCCGGGAAAGUCUGAACGCGUACGUAAAGCAUUGUUUGAUGUGUGUAAAAAUACCAUGUCACUUAGGAAAGCUUCUAGAGAAUAUGACCUGUCGUACAGUUUUCUUCAGAGAAGAUGUUCAGGGGAAGUGGACAUAGACAGCAUUAAUGGACCGUCUUCAGUGUUCACGCAGGCUGAGGAAGAGGCUUUUGCGGUUUGGUUGAGUGAAAUGGCUCUAAGAGGUAUGGGAUUAAGACCUUGUGAGUUUUUGGACUUCAUUCAAUCUAUUGUCGUAAAAGAACAACGGAAAACUCCAUUCAAGGAUGACAGACCAGGGUUUGGAUGGUACACGUCUUUUAUGUCGAGAAACAAACAUUUGGUAUCAUUGAAACCAGAAACCCAACUUGAACUUUGUAGAUCCAAAGUCACAAAGGACAGAACUGACAAAUGGUAUGCUUGUUUCAAAGGGUUUCUGAUAAGAAAGAACUUAAUUGACAAACCUUCAAGAAUCUGGAAUGCUGAUGAGACAGGGUUUAGUAUGGGCAGCAACAAGUCAAAAGUAAUUGGACCUGCAAGGGUAUCACGAGUUCCCCAUAUCACAGCUGGUAAGGAAAGACUCACCGUCAUGUACUGUGGAAGUGCCUCUGGACAGAUGAUGCCACCCUUCUUUGUGUUUCCUGAGCCCAAACCCAGAGGUUAUAACCCUUUAACAGGUUCAACAGAAGGCAGUGAGAUUGCAUAUACGAAAAAGGGAUGGAUGAAUACAUUAAGUUUCUCAAAAUUUAUUGACCAUUUUGACAAGCAUGCUGGAACAGAGCGCCUUGUUACACUACUUAUUGACAGUGUCAGCAGUCACAUUGAUAUUUCAUUGUUUACUGAAGCCAAAAUGAAAGGAAUUGAACUUUAUAGAAUUGUCCCUAACGUAACCCAUCUGAUGCAGCCACUAGACAAAGGUGUAUUUGGACCUCUGAAAUCUAAGUGGCAUUUAACUGUUCGAAAGCACAGCAGAGAAAAUCCAGGUAGAAGCAUAACUCGAGAAAACUUUGCAGAAAAACUGACAGAAGCAUUCCUCCUCUUCUAUAAACCUCUCACAGUUAUAAAUGCAUUCAAGUCAUCGGGAAUAUAUCCUGUAGACAGCAACGCCAUCAGCAGUGAAGCAUUGAAGCCAGCACUUACAUUCGCAAGUGAAAGUACAAGACUCGCCGAACAACACAAAUCUGGGGAAUGCAUACCCGCCAAUGAAACAACAGCAUCAGAACAGUAUAAGGCUGAAGGUGCCCUUGAAGCUUUAGAACGUGCCCUGGCAACACCUGUUAGGCGGAAAUAUAAAGAUAGAGUAGUUGAAGGGUAUGAUGUCCAAGAAAGCUCCCCUUGCUUUGAAGUGUACAAAAAACUUUAUAGUAAGGCGCACCCUAGAACAACAGAUGUUUCAGAGCAAACUGAAAACUCAGCAUUAAAGGGUCUGGAUCUGUUGGCCUCAACUGUAUUGUCACUAGGAAUUGGACACCACAAUAUAGAAACAAACCGGGAAGAGACAACACAGGCAGUGGGCAUUGAUUUAGAAAUGGUUGUUUCUGGAACCAGCAACAGCGACUCAUACCUCUCCCCAGAUUUGGAUGUUUCCAAAAGUAGCACAGAUAUAUCACCGGCUGUAAGUGAAGCUCUUGUUUAUCCAAAACUACAUGCAGGCAAUAAAACAAAGCGCCGAAGAAUACUUGAAGACUUGCCAGACAAUCUCACAUCAGAAGACACAAUAAGGAAAAUGUCUCUGAGGGAGUUGGAAAAGAUAAAAACAUUUGCAGAGAGAGAGAAAAAAUCAAAAUCAUGUUAUUAUAAGAAAAUGAAAACAAAAUAAUCAAAAGUUAAAGUAACUGCCAACAUGAACACACAGAAAACCCAGGGUAAGAAAAGUGAAACAUGUACAAACGACAAACGAGGCAUAGCUAAGGACUUAGAAUUUUGCAAAGGUUGUUUAAUGACAUGGCAAGAGGAGUUGGAGAUAGAUAGAGAAAGUAUAUGGAUACAGUGCGACAUUCGUGAUGGUUGGUUGCACUCUGACUGUAUUGCCGAUUCUGUUGCCGAAUUUGAACCUUUCCAAUGUCCUGACUGCACACUGAAGACGGGGUAAAAAGCUCAUUCAAACUGUUAAAAUAAAACAAAUGUGCUAAUAAUUGUCUCCAAAAAACUAGUUUUCAAUUAAGAAUUACUACUUACAUGUAGCUCAUAAAGUCGUUACUCUAGAAUGACUCAGAUGCAAUUUUACCUAAAUUUAUUCAUAUUUUGGAUAAAUUAAUUAACACUCUAACAAUGUAAAAUUGUGGGCAUUGUUUAAUUUUCCAUUCAUGUUGCAUUGUGUAUGUAUUUUCAGUCACUAAAAGAUUCACCGGAGUACGAUCCACAGGCGGGGGUUUCGGAGAUUACAUUUACUGAAAGCGAUUAUAGUGGACCAGAUUUUUCUGUCAUUGAGUUACACAAAUCAGUUAUUAAGGGUUACCAUGCAUACAAGAUUAGGCCACCCUUUACAAAACAACCAACGCGUUUAAUAGUUGAUAGAGAGUAUACAAACAUUAAAGACUUGAAUGCUUGUUUGGUUUGGAUACCAUCAUUAGACCAGUUUCCACAGAAUGUUCAUGAAAUGGUAACCGAUACCAAAAGGUUUAUUAAAUUAAGUGAUAUUGCUGAUUUGCCGAUCGGACAUGUUCCAAGGUCUUUGGCAGGACUUUUUCGCUCUGUUUUGGACGAAGGUGGUGAAAUAUUUGCUGAAGCAACAGGAGAACCAGUUCCUAGCUUCCCACCAUGGCCUGCACCAAAUGAAGAAGGAGGGGGAGUGGUUCUUCCAGCUUCUUAUUUUAUAUAUGCAAAACAAAACAUAAAGAUGGUUUCAUCUCAGUUAAAAAACCUACUUAAUGCACUGAAAGAGGGUUCUGGAAUGAUGGUUGUAUUAAAGUAGAAUACUUUUUCAGAAAGAAAAAACAGAAACAGAAAUGUACAUAAUGUUACUAUAUUGAAAUACCAUUGUGUUUUUCUUGUCUUAUGAAGUUAUACAUUUAAAGAUGUUGUUCAUCAAGUUAUUUUUAUUUAUCUUUGAAAAGUUACUGAGAAAUGUAAAGAGAAUAAUGUGUUCGUUUAUUCAGUUAUAUUUUGUUGUUUUUCAGUAGUUUAAUAAUAAAUGUGUUAUAAUUUUAAAUUUCAAAGAAAAUGUUAAAUAAAUGACCCGUUCCUUUAAUAACUGUAGUGUUGCUAAUUACUGAGACCAAUAAUCCUACUCACAGCUGAUUAUAAAAAUUGUUUGAGAUUACCCCUGCCUUCAGAAAUGUGUAUUUUUAACGUGACCCGGAAGUGACGAGUCCGACCCAAAACUGUCAUAUUUACAGCUUCCAGUUGCAGACACUGAUGAAUCAUUUCAACAAAGAAACACAAGUGUUUCAUAGCAUCACAGUCUAGAUUAAGUAUUUGUUCAUCAAUUUAUGUAGUUUUAAUUUUCUAUUGUUUCCUUUCCAACAGACACGCUUCGUUUAUUUCUUUACU
Mya arenaria is the source of this 3929-nucleotide messenger RNA. RefSeq lists its product as uncharacterized. NCBI's taxonomy places the organism in Eukaryota, Metazoa, Mollusca, Bivalvia, Myida, Myidae. Gene Ontology annotation, molecular function: DNA binding. The coding region runs from base 301 to 2256 and encodes 651 amino acids. The transcript has a single exon. The record is from RefSeq and is a predicted model, not a curated record. Gene Ontology annotation, cellular component: nucleus.